AUGAAAUUUAGUUCUACUACAUUAUUGGCUGGGUUAUCAUCACUCACUGCCACUGUCAGUGCCGGAUGUUCAUUCGAAGGCGGAAACUACUACUGUUCUGAAACCAAAAAAGUUAUCUACAAAGGUAUCGGGUUUUCUGGUACUUAUAUGGACGUUACCAAUAUGGAUGAAAGCACUGGUAAAUGUACUCAACAAUCAUAUUCCUUCAGUGGUAACUUGUCUCCAUUAGACGAAGAAUUAUCAGUUCAUUUCAGAGGACCUUUGACAUUGUUACAAUUUGGUGUUUACUACCCAAGCAGUAGUGGUAAUUCAAAGAGACAGAUUGACGACCAAGACUGUAAUGUCAAACAUGUUCACCAUAAACACAAGAGAGCUACUGAAGUUGUUCAAGUCACACAAACUGUUUUUGUUGAUGGAAAUGGUAACACUGUUACUUCCCAAGCUCUCCAAACUUCUACUGUCGAAUCCAGUCCUGCUGUUUCAUCUGCUGCUGCUGACGAUAAUGCCAACUCUGGCUCUGGCUCUGGCUCUAGCGCUGGCUCUGGCUCCGGUUAUGGAUCAGUAUCUGCCCUUGACGGUGAAGGUAAAGCUUACAGAUCCGAUAUCUCAACUAAAUCUGCUCCAACCAGUACUUCUGCUCAACCAUCUUCAUCAGAAACCGCCUCUGUCGAUGGUGCUUGGACCAGAGACAGUUAUUAUACUCCAGGAUCCACCGAUAACUGUGUGUUCUUAAACUAUCAUGGUGGUUCUGGUUCUGGUGUUUGGUCCGCUAAAUUCGGUAACUCUUUAUCUUAUGCCAAUGCUGAUAACUCUGGUGGUUCUUCGACCCCUGUUCCCUUGGAAGAAACCACUAUCAAAUCUGGUGAAGAAUACAUUAUCUUCUCUGGUUCUAAAUGUGGUAGUAGUUCCGAUUGUGGUUACUAUAGAAAAGGUACUGUUGCUUAUCACGGUUUCAAAGGAGCUAGCAAGAUUUUUGUUUUUGAAUUUGAAAUGCCAAGUGAUACUAAUGGUAAUGGUUAUAACCAAGACAUGCCAGCCGUUUGGUUAUUGAAUGCUAAGAUUCCAAGAACUUUACAAUAUGGUGAAGCCACCUGUUCUUGUUGGAAGACUGGUUGUGGUGAACUUGAUUUGUUUGAAGUCUUGAGCAGUGGUUCAAAUAAAAUGAUCUCCCACUUGCACGAUGGUCAAGGUUCUUCUCAAAACAGUAACAAUGGUGGUGGUGGUUCUCAAGAUUAUUUCGAAAGACCAACUUCUGGUACAUUCAAGGGUGUUGUUAUUUUCGAAGGUGAUGAAAUCCAUAUUCUUCAAGUUGAUGAUGAAACUGAAUUCGGUUCAUCAUUAGAUGAAGAAACUGUUAACGCUUGGUUGAAAGAAGCUGGUUCUGUUGCCACUAUUGGUUACUAG
This is a messenger RNA of Candida albicans SC5314, 1404 nucleotides long. RefSeq names its product Tos1p (gene TOS1). Lineage: Eukaryota; Fungi; Ascomycota; Pichiomycetes; Serinales; Debaryomycetaceae. The transcript has a single exon. The record is from RefSeq and is a predicted model, not a curated record. The coding region runs from base 1 to 1404 and encodes 467 amino acids. Gene Ontology annotation, cellular component: fungal-type cell wall.